AUGCCAUCCAUCCAAGAGAAUGACUUCCCCGUCGAAUCAUGUACACCCGACAGUGCUGUUGACAAGAAAAACACAUCACCGCCAGCACCAUCAACGCCAGAAAAGGUGGCCAUGGACGAGCCGUUCCCGUUCUUUGGCUUGCUUUGCUACGCUGAUGCACUAGAUUGGAUGUUCAUGGUGUUGGGGACCAUGGGCUCCCUUGUGCAUGGCAUGGCGCCUUCGAUGUCCUAUUACAUACUCGGGAAAACUGUUGAUGCGUUCGGGAACAACAUAAACGAUCUGAACGCCAUGGUCCAUGAAUUUUCUAAGUUAGUUCCAUAUAUGUGGUUCUUGGCACUUAUCACACUCCCUGCUGGAAUAAUUGAAAUCGCAUGCUGGAUGUAUACAAGUCAAAGACAAAUGACACGCAUGCAGAUGGCAUAUCUGACAUCACUGCUCAGUCAAGAUAUCGGAGCUUUUGACACUGACUUGACCACCGCGACUAUCAUGGCUGGAGCAACCAACCACAUGAGUACCAUAAAAGAGGCAAUUGGAGAGAAGAUGGGUCACUUUAUGUCCAACUUCUCCACAUUCUUAGUUGCUGUCAUUAUUGCCUUUGUGUGUUGCUGGGAGGUGGGUAUGAUGGCAUUCUUGGUAGUUCCGAUGCUCCUCGUGGUUGGAGCAACAUAUGCGAAAAUGAUGGUUGGCAUGUCGGCGACAAGGAUAGCUUUGGUCUCUGAAGUAACCUCAGUUGUAGAACAGACUAUUUCACAUAUCAAGACCGUCUUCUCAUUUGUUGGAGAAAACUCGGCGAUGAAAUCCUUCAUCGAAUGCAUGGACAAGCAAUACAAGCUAGGCAAGAAAGAGGCAAUUACAAAAGGACUAGGUUUGGGAAUGUUACAGAUUGCAACCUUCUGUUCAUACUCAUUGACCAUCUAUAUUGGAGCAUUGGCAGUAACUAGAAGAUCUGCAAAAGGGGGUGAAACGAUUGCUGCAGUCAUUAAUAUCCUCUCCGCUGCAAUAUAUCUCUCAAACGCUGCGCCGGAUCUUCAGACCUUCAGCCAAGCAAAAGCUGCUGGUAAAGAAGUAUUUAAGGUUAUCAAAAGAAAACCAGCGAUAAAUUAUGAAUCAAACGGAAGAAUCUUAGAAAAGGUCACCGGACAUAUUGAAAUAAGAGAGGUGGAUUUCACAUAUCCGUCCCGUAAAGACAAGCUGAUUCUUCAAGGUUUCACACUAGUUAUACCAGCAGGCAAAGUGGUGGCUCUUGUGGGGAGCAGUGGAUGUGGGAAGAGCACUGUGAUUUCUCUGGUUCAAAGAUUCUAUGAUCCUAUAUCAGGUGGCAUUACUGUUGACGGUCAAAACAUUAAGGAACUUGACCUGAAGUCCCUGAGGAGAAAUAUAGGCUCAGUCUCUCAAGAACCAGCACUAUUUUCUGGUACUAUCAUGGAUAACUUGAGAAUUGGAAAACUGGAUGCAACUGAUGAAGAGAUAAUUGAAGCAGCAAAAACAGCUAAUGUGCACUCUUUCAUAUCCAAACUUCCAGAUCAAUACUCGACUGAGGUAGGAGAAAGAGGUGUGCAACUAUCAGGAGGUCAGAAACAGAGAAUAGCUAUUGCAAGGGCUAUACUAAAAGAUCCCCCCAUUCUUCUUCUUGAUGAAGCCACAAGUGCACUUGAUUCAGAAUCAGAGAAGCUAGUUCAGGAUGCUCUUGACAGAGCUAUGAAAGGGAGGACUGUUAUCUUGAUUGCCCACAGAAUGUCAACAAUAAUAAAUGCAGACAAGAUUGUUAUUGUGGAGAAUGGGAGAGUAGCUCAACACGGAACACAUGAAGAAUUGUUGGAGAGAAGUACAUUCUACUCGAGUGUAUGCAGUAUGCAAAGUCUAGAAAAGAAAUCCAGCAAGAGUGAAGACAGAUUUACUGAUCAGGUCGAAGAAGAACAAGACAGUGCAACGUAUAAAGAACAAUCUUUUGCUGCAUAUGAACAAGAGAAGAAACCAGAACCGACCUCAAAGCAAUCGAAGCAAAGUAUCAGAAAGAGAACGUCUGCUUUCAACAGGAUAUUCCUCGGAACUUUUAAACUGGUGCCAGGAAAGGUUCUGGUGGGCUCCACAGCAGCAGCAAUCUCUGGGAUCUCAAGGCCUCUAUUUGCUUUCUAUAUCAUGACAGUUGGCAUAGCAUACUUCGAUGCAGAUGCAAAUAAAAAAGUCAGCAAGUACUCAAUUAUUUUGUUCCUGAUAGGGAUGUUAACAUUUUUCAGUAACAUCUUCCAGCACUAUAUCUACGGCCUGGUCGGUGAAAGGGCAAUGAAUAACCUAAGGGAGGCCCUGUUUUCAGUUGUUCUUCGAAGUGAAAUAGGUUGGUUCGAGGAACCAAAAAACAGUGUUGGCUUCCUGACCUCACGUGUUGUCAGUGACACCUCCAUGGUAAAAACGAUUAUAUCUGAUCGAAUGGCUGUCAUGGUUCAAUGCAUCUCUUCAAUUAUUAUAGCAACAGCGUUAAGCAUAGCAGUGAACUGGAGGAUGGGUCUAGUUGCAUGGGCUAUGAUGCCAUGUCACUUCAUCGCUGGCCUUGUACAGGUCAGGUCAGCAAAAGGUUUUGCCACUGACAACUCUAAGUCUCACCGGAAGCUCAUCUCACUCACUUCAGAGGCUGUUAGCAACAUCCGCACUGUGGCCUCUUUUGUUCAGGAAGAAGAAAUACUCAGGAAAGCAGAUUUGGCAUUGCAAGAACCGAUGCGGAUAAGCAGGAUUGAGAGUAUCAAGUAUGGUGUGGUACAGGGGAUUUCCCUCUGCUUGUGGCAUAUGACACAUGCUAUUGCAUUGAGUUAUACCAUUGUGCUACUUGACAGGAAACUAGCAACAUUUGAAAACUGUGUACGAUCAUACCAAGCAUUUGCAAUGACAAUACCUUCCAUCACAGAGCUAUGGUCCUUGAUCCCUAUGGUCAUGUCCGCCAUUGCGAUAUUGGAUCCUGCACUAGACAUUCUCGACAGAGAAACACAGAUUGUGCCGGAUGAACCAAAAUUGAACUGUGAGGACAGAAUUGUAGGUAAUGUUGAGUUCGAAGAUGUCAGUUUCAGCUAUCCCUCGAGACCAGAAGUGAUCAUACUAGAUGGAUUCAGUCUAGCUAUCGAAUCAGGUCAAAGGGUCGCAUUGGUUGGGCCAAGUGGUUCGGGAAAAUCCACAGUGUUGGCUCUGCUGCUAAGAUUCUACAAUCCUUGCAGCGGCCGAGUACUUAUAGACGGGAAGGACAUCAGAGGCUACAACCUCAAGAGCCUGAGAAAGCAGAUAGGACUGGUGCAGCAAGAGCCAAUCUUGUUCAACCUGUCUAUAAGACAGAAUAUCAGCUAUGGAAAUGAAGGCGCAUCAGAAACAGAAAUAGUGGAGGCCGCAAUGGAGGCAAACAUCCAUGACUUCAUAAGCAGCCUGUCAAAAGGGUAUGAUACCGUGGUCGGGGACAAAGGAGGCCAACUUUCCGGAGGACAAAAGCAGAGGAUAGCUGUGGCAAGAACUAUACUGAAGAAGCCCGUCAUACUGCUACUAGAUGAGGCGACAAGUGCUCUAGAUGGUGAAUCUGAGAGGGUGGUAAUGAACACCCUCGGUGCAAAAGGGUGGAAAAACAAGGGUGAGCUCUCAAGCAAGAUCACAAGUAUCACGAUUGCCCACAGGCUGUCCACAGUCACAAACGCAGAUGUAAUUGUCGUGAUGGACAAAGGUGAGGUGGUAGAGACGGGUAGCCACGCAACAUUAGUCUCAGCAAGCAAUGGUGUUUACUCGAGACUGUACAAUAUGCAAAUCAAAGCAGGGAAAGACUGA
This is a messenger RNA of Triticum aestivum (bread wheat), 3795 nucleotides long. RefSeq names its product ABC transporter B family member 14. Gene Ontology annotation, biological process: oligopeptide export from mitochondrion. The transcript has 10 exons. The record is from RefSeq and is a predicted model, not a curated record. Gene Ontology annotation, cellular component: mitochondrial inner membrane. Lineage: Eukaryota; Viridiplantae; Streptophyta; Magnoliopsida; Poales; Poaceae. The coding region runs from base 1 to 3795 and encodes 1264 amino acids. Gene Ontology annotation, molecular function: ATP binding; ATP hydrolysis activity; ABC-type oligopeptide transporter activity.